AAAGAUGUUAAAGGAGCAGAGAAAUGGCUAAGAAGUGUUUAUAUGCUUUCUGCAGAGGCAGGACCGGCGACUAGUCAUGCGACCAACGAGCAAAGAAUGGCUGCGUUUGCUCGAUGACAAUAGAAGCCCAAGCAAAUUCAGGAAGUACCUGGCAAUUCCAUUUGUGUGGUAAAUUUCAGGACUUGAGAUCACGAUGGACACUCGUCCCACCUGAUGUAUUAAUACAGUGGAAGAGUUAUUCAAGGAUGAGAAGUAGUACUGACGUUGGGGUUGCAUUUAUUGGGACCUCGGCUGUAAAUCGAUGGAAACGAAACAGUGGCCAGAGAUGGAUUGCGUCAAAAUCGAAUCUCGACCAAGAAUUCUCUGGCUUUGGUGCGAUGAGUCCAGAAUCACCCAGCAGGGCGAUCGAAUUGGGAGAUGCGUGGUUCCUGCUCAUCAAUAUUCUUCCUGUCCUCUGCUGUUAUCCUGUAUAUACCUUAUGUACCCGGAAAUUCAGAUGAAACUAUUUCUCUUGCGAAACAGCGCUACGCU
Molecule: messenger RNA, 531 nt
Organism: Westerdykella ornata
Lineage: Eukaryota; Fungi; Ascomycota; Dothideomycetes; Pleosporales; Sporormiaceae
Exons: 1
Coding region: 114-500 (128 amino acids)
Source: RefSeq, a predicted model, not a curated record